GGGGCAGGGACAGGUUCAGGAGGCCUGGGAGGUGGCCACAGGACAGGGACAGGUUCAGGAGGCCUGGGAGGUGGCCAUAGGACAGCCAUGGGGAUCUCCGAGGGCGGAGCCAUGGAGGGCAGAGCCGUGGAAGACCCAGGAGGCAGAGCUGAGGGAGGCUCAGGAGGCGGAGGCAGACCCACGGAAAGCUCUGGAGGCUCAGGGGGCGGUGCCGUGGGAGGCUCAGCAGGUGGAGCUGAGGGAGGCGGAGCCGAGGAAGGCUCGGGAGGAUCAGGAGGCGGAGCCGAGGGAGGCGGAACCAUGGAAAGCUCUGGAGGCUCAGGAGGUGGAGCUGAGGGAGGCUCAGGAGGCAGAGCAGAGGGAGGCGAAUCCACGGAAGGUGGAGCCGAGGGAGGUGGCGCCGUAGGAGGCUCUAGAGGCGGAGGCCUGGAAGGCUCUGGAGGUGGAGCCGAGGGAGGUGGCGCCAUAGGAGGCUCUAGAGGCGGAACCGUGGAAGGCUCGGGAGGCGGAGCCGAGGGAGGUGGCGCUGUAAGUGGCUCUAGAGGCGGAGGCCUGGAAGGCUCUGGUGGUGGAUCCGAGGGAGGUGGCGCUGUAGGAGGCUCGAGAGGCGGAGCCCUGGGAGGCUCGAGAGGUGGAGCCCUGGGAGGCUCGGGAGGCGCUGGCUCUUGGACGGUCAUGGCUACAGGCUCUGGCUCUGGGACGGUCGAGGCUACAGGCGCUGGCUCUUGGACGGUCAUGGCUACAGGCUCUGGCUCUGGGACGGUCGAGGCUACAGGCGCUGGUUCUGGGACGGUCGAGGCUACAGGCGCAGGCUCUGGGACGGUCGAGGCUACAGGCGCAGGCUCUGGGACGGUCGGGGCUGCAGGCGCUGGCUCGCUGAUCGUGGCAGGCGUAGGCGCUGGCUCGCUGACCGUGGCAGGCAUAGACUGGGAAGCUGAAGCCUUUCUUCUCCUCCUCCUCCGGGCGGACGAAGUUGGCAGCGCUGGCUCGUUGAUCAAGGCAGGUGUGGGGGUUGGCUUGAUGGCAGGUGGGGCAGACGAAACAGGAUGAGCCAUGGGCGACUGGAGGGUCACCACUGUGGGAGGAGAGGCAGGAUCCUCCUCAACAACACC
This is a messenger RNA of Xyrauchen texanus (razorback sucker), 1112 nucleotides long. RefSeq lists its product as uncharacterized. NCBI's taxonomy places the organism in Eukaryota, Metazoa, Chordata, Actinopteri, Cypriniformes, Catostomidae. The coding region runs from base 88 to 1050 and encodes 320 amino acids. The record is from RefSeq and is a predicted model, not a curated record. The transcript is spliced from 2 exons.